AUGCUCAUCGAAGGUCUGCUGUGCAUCGUGAGCCUCUCCCCGGUGCGCGGCCCCGGCCCGCGCGCGACGCGACUGGGUGCCAUCGCUGACACGCUCGGACGACGUGCGCGCAUCGCUGUAUUGAUUGCGCGAGACCACGAGGACGCGGCCCUGUCGAUCAAAACGCUGGCCGCACGAAACGCGACGGGCUCGAUCCAAGCGUGGGAACUACCAAUCGAAGACCACACACCUAGAUUUAAUCAAUUUCGCGCGCACGUGUACGCGCUGCGCCAGGCGCUGGAGGGACGGCACAGUUGGUACUUCUGGAUGAACGACCACACGUUUCUUGUCGCCGAGAACCUGGCCUGCUAUUUGAGCGGUCUCUCGCGGACGGAGCCCGUGUACGCGGGCCUACGCCUCUGGGGCCCUUGCUGUGGGCUGUUCAACUCGGCAGCCGCGGGCUACGCGGUGAACCGGGCGGCCGUCGAGUUGUUUGUGAAAAGGUGGCGCGAGAUUGACGCCGGCGAGACAGACGAGAAGUGCGACCCUAGUUCGAAAAAGGCGCAGAUCGCGUUGUGUCUGAAGCGCUUUGACGUGGUCGCGAUAGAUACGCGCGAGGCGUCGGGCGCCGAACGCUUCCACGUCUAUGGCCCGGUCCGCCUCGCCACCGGCGCCAUCGACGACUGGCUCGUGAACAAAAAGAAAAAUAUUGACCCCCCGGAGCCGUUCGCCGCCGACGCGUCCGCGGUGUCGUCCGAUGUUAUAUCGUUUCACUACGUCGCCGAGAAGGAACACCGGCUCCUCGACCGAAUUAUCAGAGGCGACGCCUCGAUCGACGCCGCGACGCUCGCUCCGAUAUGGCCGCGCGGCCGCGAGGAACUGGGCGGCUAUUCGCAUCCCUUCCCUGGCCGCAACGGCCGUGCCGCGGCGGAAGUUGUCACACUGCUCCGGCGGCUCCGCGUCUGCGAUGCGCGGUCCGUUAUCCGGUAG
Pelagomonas calceolata is the source of this 969-nucleotide messenger RNA. The record is from the annotation of a GenBank genome assembly. NCBI's taxonomy places the organism in Eukaryota, Pelagophyceae, Pelagomonadales, Pelagomonadaceae.